AGACGAUUCAGACAAAAUGGCAACGCAAUACAGUGUAAACAGUAAGAACUAUAUUAUGAAGCUGAUCGACACGCUUUACAAUCAAGUUCCAGCUUUCACUGACGUGUUCGACGAGGAGACCUGGUAUGUCUUUGUUGCCUGCUUCGUAGCAGGAACAUUUGUGAUCGCGUUCAUCUUGUCAAGGUUCAUUACAUUGAAACCCGUAGAAUAACAUUAAAAUGUAAUAUUAACGAAAGAUAAUUUAUAUAUUCUCCAUUGCAUCAAACAUUCACUUCAUAUUUGUACUUCAUUGUGUGAAAUCAAAUUUACAAUAUGUAAUCGUCGAGAUUCUGCUGAUCAGAUGUUUCUAUCACACGGAAUGUAGUCGAAGUUAUAUUUAAUAAUAAAACAUUAACAAGAUUGCUUUGGUCUUUAA
Ceratina calcarata is the source of this 415-nucleotide messenger RNA. RefSeq lists its product as uncharacterized. Bases 17 to 211 code for a protein of 64 amino acids. The record is from RefSeq and is a predicted model, not a curated record. The transcript has a single exon. Lineage: Eukaryota; Metazoa; Arthropoda; Insecta; Hymenoptera; Apidae.